AUGAGUUUUUUAAAUAUCCGCUAUCCAACCGGUCAUUUGGAGGUUUUCCCAGUCAAGGCUCAGGCGCCCUUAAUAAAGGUUUUUGAGGCAGCAUGCGCUAAGAGAUCGUUGGAUCCAAAGGCACACAAAUUAGUGCACAAGAGGAGAACUGUCGAUUUGAGUCUUCCUUUCCAAUACUCCGGUUUGACCAACCGCGCUACAUUAGAGCUAGUGGCCUACGAGGAAGGAGAAGCAAUGCCAAUCCCCUCAACAAGCACUGUUCGCAUCGGAAUUCGUCUUGAAGACAGCCACAGGGUUGAGUGGAGUGGAUGCUCAAGUUCUUCAAUUUGGAGCAUCCUGGAGACACUUGCCUCCCAAGACAAAAGGAUCGCUGCACUUCUCACACCAACAGCUGAUGGCCUUGUACCGACCGUGAUAUAUCUACAAAAUCAGAUUGGUGGAGAAGCGUCACUUCGUGAUACAACACUCGAUAGUUUGGGGAUUCGAGGUUCCGCUCUCUUUCAACUGCAUAGUGGACCACCCCAACCUGUCAAAAGCGUUGCGAAAGGUUCCCCACAUGUUCCAUCUCUCCCUGCUGGUGCAUCUUCACCGACUACUGGAACAGAGCAGCCCUCGGGAAGUCCAUCGUCUCCCGGGAAGAAACCACCACACUCACCAGCCUCACAGCACUCGUCCCCAUCAGCGUCAGUAGCGGGAACGCGUCAACUAACUUGCGAGCAGCAUUUGUCUCAGGGCGAGUCCACUUUUAUGUCUCCAAGUGGCAGUAGUAGUGGCGGCGCUGGUACCUCUGACAGUUCUUCGCCUCCUGCUAAGAAACCACCACCGCCACCAGCCUCACAACAUCAAUCUCCACCGGCGCCAGUAGCGGGAACGAGCCAACCGCCCUACAAGCAACAUUUGCCUCAGGGAGAGUCCGCUUCCAUCAUAUUUCCAAGUGGUAGCGGUAGCACUGCUGGUGCUGGUACCUCCCCCACACUGGAACCAUUCUCCAUAUUUACUUCUGCAUCGUCCAGAUCCCUAUUCGAUCCGGAUGAGUCAGCACGAGAACAUCCUAAAAAGUCACCAACAGUGGGUGAGAUGAUUGGGGUCAGUUUGGAGCCCGAUGUGGCAACUUCUUCCCAACAAGGCGCCAUGCGGGAACACAUUCCCAAGUUCAAGUUUCCCACCGAGACAGAGGGCCGAAAUCUCCUGCAUCCGGAAGAAGCAGGUGGAAGUGCCGAGAUGACAAGUGGCGCCUGUGAACGGGAAGAAGUGCUUUUCCGAAGACAAACCUCCGUCUCACACGACACGGAGUCGGAAGAACUACCUGAUGAGUACUUUCAACUCACGGAACGUGAACUGCGUCUCAUCAUAUCCGAUCUACGGAAGGAAGCAGGUACGGAUGUUCUUCUGGGCGAACGCAGUGUUCAAAGGUCCGCAAGAUCUGCACUCAUUGAGAACUCCCCAAGGUGCAUCAUUCGAUUUACCUGGUCUGAUGACAUCUGCCUUCAAGCUUGCUUCAGACCUCAAGAACAUGUAUCUGCUCUGUAUGACUUCAUACGAGAAAGACUGGCGAACAGGGAUCUAUCUUUCCAACUGUUCACCACUCCUCCGCGAGUUGUUCUUUCAAACAUGGAUGAAACUCUCAUACAGGCACACCUCGUUCCUAUGGCUAGAGUUCAUAUGACCUCGCAAAACGUCUCUUCCAGAGCCAGAGACGUUCUUCGUGCCGACUUAUUGGCAAACAUGAAAUCAGAUGCCGAGGCUGCUGAUAUCUCAGCUAAAUGGGUGCCCAAAUCUCCAAAUGCAUAA
Messenger RNA from Echinococcus granulosus, 1791 nucleotides. Its product is annotated as UBX domain-containing Tether. Gene Ontology annotation, molecular function: protein binding. Bases 1 to 1791 code for a protein of 596 amino acids. The record is from RefSeq and is a predicted model, not a curated record. The transcript is spliced from 16 exons. Lineage: Eukaryota; Metazoa; Platyhelminthes; Cestoda; Cyclophyllidea; Taeniidae.